UUUCGUUUUGUUUGGGUUGUUUAGGUCUAGACUUAACGAUGUCCUUAUCUUCCCCAAUGCCUUUACUGUAUUAAUGAGUUAAUUGUAUAUUAAUAAUGCAUUCAUGCAUAACUGUGACGAAACUUCCAACCUAGCACGCGUCGUCUGUGGGCCGUGGUCUCAUGUAUCGUUUUAGUGUCAGUUUUCAGAGGGGAUACAGGAUGUUAAAUUAAGUCCCAGUGUUGACCGUACCCGGCUCUAGUAUAGUACCCGACAGUUGUCCCCGGGGAGCUGUGAUCUUCACUUGUUGACCCCAUCGAUAUGACGGGCCGUGGUUUCUCUAUUCUGUUGGUACUUUUGUCUCUAUUUAAAGGUUGCCAAUGUGACAAUUACACUGUUACAGGGCUAGUGGUUUCCUCCGCAUGCGCAGUGACAUUCUUCAUCGCCAUCGUCAUCGUUUCUGUGUUCUUUUCAGUGUGGGCCAAUUUCUUGAGGCGGUAUUAUAGAAAACGUGGAAUUACCAAAUUGCCUCGGGUGGAGUAUAUUAGGAGGCGGACCCGCAGUGCCAAAGCUACUCUGUCCAGACAACAGGACCUAGAGUUACAGAUCCAGGCUCAGCAGAGACUCAGACCCAAGCUGCCCAACACUUGGAGGGCGGGUGAUGGACAACUUAACCAACCGUCUCCACAAAAACAACAAAAUGGUGAAUUAUCCAUGGUGAAUCCAACAUUUACGACGAGCGGUGAUUUUAUCUUUGGAAUGGAGGAUGGGGAGGGAGACGAAACCGUCACUGACAUCUACUCCGUCCCGGUCAAGGUCCGCAAUAUCGACAGCGUGACCGAUUUACCGGUGGAUCCCGAGAGGCGGACUCCCCGCUCAAGUCAUCAGGCCAACCCGGGGGAGAUGGUUGAAAUUCCUCUAAAUGAGGACGAGAAAUCCACUCAUUUCUGAUACAAUCUUGACAGCCCUGAGUCCGGGCGUCAAGGGGUGACACCAUCCUUGUUCGCGGGGUCAGUGACUUGUGUCGGACAACAUCAUUACAUGCCCGAUAUUGCCAUAAUACCUAGGGACCGGUUUUCUUGGCGUCCAAAUUGUGUAUCCAUGUACAAACUUCUACUAUCCAUUUUAUCCCAAACACAUAAAGCGAGGAAACCUCGAACUUUGCAUCUUUAUUGCAUAUUCACUUCUGGAGACUUCAUGGAAGUAAUGAAAUAACUUGACACACCCUGUGCAAUUUAUUUUUUCGUUUUUUUUUCUUUUCAGUAAUGUUGAUAUUAUUUCAUUCCUUUUUUUAGAUGUUUGAUUCUCUUGUUAUAAAUUUGAAUUUUCGCAACAAAGCCAAGUGGUAUCUUAUUUUACCGAAUCUCCCCGCGCAGAGACAUAAAACUAAUCUGUAUACAGGUAUGUAAAUUUUGUUGCUGACAAAGGCAAAUUAUAAAAACCAAAGGAAGUAAAUCUAAUGACAACAUAACUGAUAUCUUUGACAUUGAUAGUGCCGUUUUACAAGACAAAUUGCUUGAAGGCGAACACUACGAUUUACGAUCUGAUUUUGAACAAGGUUUGGAAUCAUUUGAUGCUUUUUGUCUGAAGAAUAAGAAUUUGUUUAAUUUGAUAAAUUUUUUAUACAUCAUUAAUUUGAUCAUCAAAAUUUGAAAUAAUAAGAUACACCGUUCAAAACUUG
Magallana angulata is the source of this 1660-nucleotide messenger RNA. RefSeq lists its product as uncharacterized. Bases 301 to 930 code for a protein of 209 amino acids. The transcript has 7 exons. The record is from RefSeq and is a predicted model, not a curated record. NCBI's taxonomy places the organism in Eukaryota, Metazoa, Mollusca, Bivalvia, Ostreida, Ostreidae.